ACUUAACAUUUCAACUUACGUUAAUUUAAAACUUCUUGACAAACCACUUAUUUUCGCAAUGAAUACGGGUUGUUUGAUGAAAAAUGGCUACCAUAAAAUAUUACGAAGCUUUAAAAGGUCAAUGAAAAUUUAUACGAAAACUGGGGACAAAGGUACCUCUGCAACAUACACUGGUGAAAGAAGACCAAAAGAUGAUCAGAUCUUCAAUGCUCUGGGGGCCACUGACGAACUAAGCAGCCAUAUUGGUUUAGCAAGAGAGCACUGUAGCAGUCGUUGUGCAGAUCUCACUGAAAGAUUAAAAAUAAUCCAAUGCAUUCUUCAAGAUGUUGGCUCAUCAAUUGCAACUCCAAAAUCAUCUGCCAAGGAUAGGCACCUAAAAAAAACAGAAUUCAAGAAAGAACCAGUGGAAAAUCUCGAAAAAUGGAUCGAUGAAUACAUGGAAACUGUUCCACCUUUGAAAAGUUUUAUACUGCCAUCAGGUGGUUUGGCAAGUUGUCAUUUACACAUCGCAAGAUCUGUCUGCAGGAGAGCUGAAAGAGAAAUCGUUCCCUUGGUAGCAAAUGGCGAGAUGGAAACUGAGCCGGCUGUCUUCGUCAACCGCCUGAGUGAUUUUCUGUUCGCGGCGGCUCGAUACUGCUCGUACAAAGAUGGCGUCCCGGAAGCCAUAUACAAACGCACGACAGGAGAAAUUGACCACCGCCUGACACGAUCCAGCACUUCCUCCAAAGAAAACUAAUAAUCCGGCAUAGGUUAAAAAACUGGAUUUUCUAUGUCUAUACAACUCAGCAUAGAUAUGGGAACACUAUAUUUUAUAUCUAUGCAAUUCAGUUUUCAAUUUUUUUAAUUUGCAAAUUAGUGAAAAGCUAGUUUAUUCAGUUGUUUAUUUAGUUUCUUUCGUUGCAUAAAAAAUUAAUGUCAAUCAUUUAAUUAUUGUGAAAAAAAGUGACUUCAAAAAAGCAUUAAAAACCUAAAAUUGGUUUCUCUAUGAUAAAAAUGAGAUGAGUAAAUAAAUCAAGUCAAUAGGUAACUAUGUAAACAACAUUAAUGUGAAUGCAUUAAGGAUGUCACUCUAAACACCAUAAUAAUAUCUAUUUACCGUGUGUGUGUGUGUAUGUGUGUGUGUGUGUGUGCAAAUCACGUGUGUUUGUAACAGAAUGAAAUGCUGAAACAUAAUAUAAGCAUAACAAAUUUAAAUUUAAAUGCUGGUUGAGAAUUGCAUUUGAAAAUAAUAUCGAUGAGCGUGUUUAUGUGUGUGUGCGCGCGCGCGCGUGUGUGCGUGUAUGUAUGUCUAAAUUAAUUAUCAUUCACAUAGACUUGAAUUUUAAAUAAAAAAAUUAACAAAAAGAUAAUUAAAAAAAGAAAAAACCCAUCUGUACAAAUAUCGAAAUCUAAUAUAAGCUUUUUUUGUUGUACAAAUUUGCAUAAAUUUACACCAGCGAAGUAUGAAUACAAAAAGAGAAUUUAUCAGUAUAAGCCAAGAAUUUGAGCAAACAAUAACAAAAUGAAAACUUUUAAAAAAGAACAAUUAAAAAUCGUUUAAU
Molecule: messenger RNA, 1541 nt
Organism: Helobdella robusta
Lineage: Eukaryota; Metazoa; Annelida; Clitellata; Rhynchobdellida; Glossiphoniidae
Exons: 10
Coding region: 59-736 (225 amino acids)
Molecular function (GO): corrinoid adenosyltransferase activity
Source: RefSeq, a predicted model, not a curated record